AUGUUUAAGAAAUUAGAAAGCUUUACAAAUCCUCAACACAGUGAUAUUAGAAAUACCCCAAAACAAGAUCCUCAACCAUCAUCUCCCGCAUCUUUUGUAACAGGCAAUGGGACCGAUGUGAAACAAGCAACAGAUCAGCAUGAAUACAAGAAUCCUUUUCCCACAAUAUCAGCGGUAAAUUCCGCUUCUGCAAAUACUUUACCAUUACGACCAUCUUUUAGUCAUCAACCACCAAUCAAGAAACCGCGGUUAGAGUCUUUACAUCUGCGAAACACCAGCCCUUUUUCUUUAAAUCAUAAUAUCAAUAAUAAUAACAUGAAUCCUCAACUUUUAGCUCGUCCAAUUACCAAACCACGCGAACCCAUCGAAGUAAUUGCAUUAUCAGAUAGUGAUGACGACAAAAAGCCUGAUAACGAGAGCGAUGAUGAAGAUAUCGAAGUUCUAGAUGAACAACAGGUAGCAAAUAUUUCUUGGAAGGAUACGUCGUUUGAUCAAUCUAAUUCGAUACCUUCAACAACCACAAGCCAUCAACAAGUUACUGAGAAGCUUAAACCAGAACCAGUAUUACCAGGGUCCUUUGUGCCGCAUGACCAAGGAAAACAAAUGCCAAUUAAGAACAAUGAUGGCAAUGGCAAUGGCGAUGACGACUUGGAAAUACUUAGCUCUCGAUCCUUUCAAGUGAAUAAUGCACCCAGUACUGGUGUUUAUAAUGUACCUGCUCCCGUACCUCAAGUUGGCAAUAUGCAAGCUGAUGCAAUUUUUAAAGAAGAACUUGAGAACAGAGCAAGACUCAGAUCAAGCGAUUUAAUCAAUUUGCAAAAGCAAAAAGACAGUAUUUCACGCGAUCUUGUGGUUUCACAGGUCGCUAUUGAGAAAUUUAAAAAAAAUAUUGGCACUUUAAGUAAAGCCUUGACUCAGGCUGUAAGUUUAGGUAACCAUGCGGAUGUUCAAAAGUUGAGACAAGCUAUUCAAACACAAACCGAAUUAUCCAAAGCUCCAAAAAUGAAACUAAAUAAAUGUCAGGAGAUACUAAUCAAAAUUGAAACCAUGAUUUCACUGACAAAAAGGGAGUUAGAAGUGAUCUACCAACGUGUUAGAAAUGUGGGACACCUUGCUAACUCAGCUUUUAAUCCAUAUGAGGCACAAAUAGUUGCGGAUAGACAAAGAGUUAGGGUAGAUGAAUCGGAAAUCAAGGAUUUAAUUGAUAAUAUUAGACCAGAUGAGGAUUUAGAGGAAGGAUUGGAGCCAACACCUCCCGAAUUAAAGGUGAAUUUGUUGAAACAUCAGCGCAUGGGGUUGACAUGGAUGAAAAGAAUGGAAGCAUCAAAAGCCAAAGGUGGCAUAUUGGCAGAUGAUAUGGGGUUGGGUAAGACUAUUCAAACAUUGGCAUUAAUGAUGGUCAGCAAGGGUAGUAAUCUUAUUGUGGCGCCUGUGUCGUUAUUACGUCAAUGGGUGGCCGAAAUUGAAUCUAAGACAAAGUCAGACGUUUUUCUUUCGGUUGGAAUAUAUCAUGGAGAUGAUAAAAAGAAGAUGAAGGAUUUCGACCUAAUGAAAGAGUACGAUAUAGUAUUGGUUUCAUAUACUACACUAGUUCAAGAAUGGAAAAAGCAUUUUUCUGAAGAUUUGAAAGAACAUCAACAUGAAAGAAACUAUUUUCCAAAUCGAUCUAGAGGUGGUAAGUCUUAUGUGUCACCGUUUUUCUCGAGAGAGUCUCAGUUUCAUCGAAUAAUUUUAGACGAAGCACAAGCAAUCAAGAACAAGCAAGCGUUAGCAUCCAAAGCAAUGACGUACUUGAGGGCCCAAUACCGAUUUUGUUUGACUGGUACGCCGAUGCAGAAUGGAAUUGAGGAACUAUAUCCUCUCUUACGGUUUUUGAAAAUACAACCCUAUUGUUCUGAAGAGAAAUUUAGAGCGGAUAUAUUAACGCCAAUCAAAAGCAAAACUGACCUUUACGAUGAAUAUGAUGUCAAAGAAAGUAUGAAAAAGAUUCAAGUUCUUUUGAAGUCCAUUCUUUUACGGCGAACAAAAGAUUCGCUAAUUGAUGGUGUUCCAAUUUUGAAUUUGCCUGAAAAACACGUUUUGUCAGACUAUGUGACUCUUGAGAAUGAUGAGUUGGCUUAUUAUCAAAGUAUUGAACUGAGAGUACAGAAAGCUGCUAAGAAGAUUUUGGGUGAGCACACUAAAAAUGCUCCAGCUCUCACUUUACUUUUGAGGUUAAGACAGGCUUGCUGCCAUUCGUAUCUUGUGGAGAUAGGUGAAUACAGGGCUAAAGUCAAGGAUUCGGAAGCAGAAGCCUCGGCUAGUAAUUCUAAGUUGGACUGGAGACUGAUGUUAAACAAUGCUCGCAACUUGAAGGAAUCGGUUAAACAGCAAGUUCACCUGUUGAUUGGCUCAUUGAAUGGUGAAGGCAACAUUGAAAAUACUCCUGCUUGUCCCGUUUGUUUUGACAAUAUUGACAUUGAAUCGUCUCUUUUAAUUUUUGGUGAAUGUGGUCAUAUUAUUUGUAAAGGAUGUUGCAAUACGUUUUUUGAAAAUUGCAAUGCUGGAGAUGACGAUGAUGAGCUGCCGCAUAGAAUAGGUGAAUGUAAAGAUUGUCAGAAAACCGUUAAAGAGCACAAUAUGACUGAAUUUCUUAUUUUCGAUAUGCUUCAUAUACAGAAAUUGGAGAUGUCACAAGUUCAGAAGUUUUGCUCGCAACAUUACCAGCACAAAAUCAAGUCAAAUCAGACGUUGAUUAGAGAAUUCAUCAAAAGAGAUAAUGGGUUUGAACUGUCAGCAAAGAUUCAUAAAUGUUUGGAAAUGAUUUUAGAGCUCUUCUCCAAAAAUCCCGGUGAAAAGGUAAUUGUGUUUUCCCAAUUCACCUCCUUGUUUGACUUAAUGGCAUUGGUUUUACAAAAUCAACACAUUGAGUUUUUGAGAUACGAUGGUACUAUGUCCAUGGAUGUGAAGAACAACGUUAUUAAAGAGUUUUAUCAGAGUAGCAAGAAUGUUUUGUUACUUUCCUUACGAGCUGGUAAUGCAGGUUUGACGUUGACUUGUGCCAAUCACGUUUUCAUUAUGGACCCAUUUUGGAAUCCGUUUGUUGAAGAGCAGGCUAUGGGCAGGGCACAUCGAAUUGGACAAACACGUGAAGUUUUCGUUCACAGAGUUUUGAUUGCUGGCACGGUUGAGAAUCGUAUUAUGGAGUUGCAGGAACUGAAAAAACAUUUGAUCGAAAGUGCUCUUGAUGAACGUGGUAUGAAAUCGAUUUCUCAACUAAAUAGAAGAGAACUUGGGUUCUUGUUUGGUUUGAAUAGUUUAACUGGUUAG
Candida albicans SC5314 is the source of this 3309-nucleotide messenger RNA. RefSeq names its product translocase. NCBI's taxonomy places the organism in Eukaryota, Fungi, Ascomycota, Pichiomycetes, Serinales, Debaryomycetaceae. Gene Ontology annotation, molecular function: ATP-dependent chromatin remodeler activity; ATP binding. Bases 1 to 3309 code for a protein of 1102 amino acids. The record is from RefSeq and is a predicted model, not a curated record. Gene Ontology annotation, cellular component: cytoplasm. The transcript has a single exon.